CUCAAAAUAUACCAGUUUCACUGCCGGUUCAAAAUAUUGCUCCACAACCAGUUCAACAACCAGUUCAACAACCAAUUCAACAACCAAUUCAACAACCAGUUCAACAACCAAUUCAACAACCAAUUCAACCAACAUAUUUUAAAGUUGAUCCUAAAGCUUAUGUAGAGGAUACAUAUGGUCAAGGCAUAUGGGCUUUAGAUAAAAGAGCACAAGAUACAUAUAACACAACCAGAGAUAUUAUAAAUCGAGGUAAUGAUAUUAUGCGCUAUAAUCAGCCCUAUGAAAAAUAA
This is a messenger RNA of Entrophospora candida, 290 nucleotides long. The record is from the annotation of a GenBank genome assembly. Lineage: Eukaryota; Fungi; Glomeromycota; Glomeromycetes; Entrophosporales; Entrophosporaceae.